AUAUUAUGCAAUAGGUGCCGUGUAUUUCGAUCAAUAAAAUAGUCAGAAUUCCCUAAGACCAAAAAAGAAAAUCAGAAUUUUCUUAAAAUAAUAUUCAAAAUAACAAACCAACGUCUUUCUUCUCCUCAAAGAGAUUGAUAUUUGAUAUAUUGUUCAAGCCCUAGAUUUUAUUGAAAUCUAGGGCUUUGUCCAUUCUAAUUACAUCUUCAAAUUUUGCUUUUCAUAUAGCUCACGGUUAAAUUGUUCAAAAUUAAUAACUAAAUUUUGGUUUUGUGAAUUAAAAUGGUGAGGGUUUUGAGAAGCUGUAUACAAUCGAUAUUGAAGCUGGUGAAUUCAGUGAUUGGGAUGGCUGGGUUGGCCAUGAUUCUAUACUCCGCUUGGAUGAUUAGGGUUUGGCAGAGGAAGAUGGGUGAGCUUCCCUUUGGUCACGAUUCUGAUUACCCACCACCGUGGUUCAUUUAUGCGUUUCUUGGCCUUGGAGUUACAUUCUGUGUAAUCACUUGUUCGGGUCAUGUUGCUGCUGAAACUGCUAAUGGCUGUUGCCUGUAUUUGUAUAUGGUGUUUGUGGUUUUGCUUCUCAUGGUGGAGGCUGCAGUGUCUGUUGAUGUAUUUCUUAAUCGGGACUGGGAGGAGGACUUCCCUAAGGACCCCUCAGGGAAUUUUGAUCAGUUCAAGAAUUUCAUCCAUACAAACUAUGAGAUGUGCAAAUGGAUAGGCCUAUCUCUUGUUUCUGUCCAGGGAUUCUCUCUAUUAUUGGCAAUGAUACUCAAAGCUCUUGGGCCACAUCAAUAUUACGACAGUGAUGACGAGUAUUGUCCUGACAGGGUGCCACUCUUGAAGAAUGCUCCAUCUCCAUAUAUUGUUGAUCAAGGAUAUGGGCAUGGGCCAAAAAAUGAUUCAUGGAUUAGGGUUAGCGACAAGACAAACAGGUAAGGCGACUGGUUUCAAUUGAACCGCUUGACGUUUGGAGCUGAACGAAGAAAGUGAGAGCAACAUAAUUCCUUUUGAGGAUCUGUUUGCUGGAGAUGGAUUAGCUAUUGAAUUAAUGGCUGUGGGAGAAACAGGUGCUUACUGUCAGUGAUUCUUGCGUCUGUUAUACCAAAUUCAUGCUACAGUCAUAACUCAUAAGCAAAUAUAUACAUUGUAUGAUUCAUGUUUAUAAAUGGUAUAUAAAUCCUUAUCUCUUGACGACCUUUUGUUCUAUUGGUUAACCUAGUUACUCAUCCUUUAUCCUUUUUGGAUGCAAAAAUAUGAAGUUUUGGUG
Cicer arietinum (chickpea) is the source of this 1264-nucleotide messenger RNA. RefSeq names its product tetraspanin-19. The record is from RefSeq and is a predicted model, not a curated record. NCBI's taxonomy places the organism in Eukaryota, Viridiplantae, Streptophyta, Magnoliopsida, Fabales, Fabaceae. Gene Ontology annotation, cellular component: membrane.